AUGGCGAUUAUCCGAAAAUCAUCAUCAAACAAAGCACUGCUACUGCCUCAAACGACAGCCAUAAAGCAAAUUCUCAAAAGGUGCUCAAGUUUCGGGAAGAAAAACAUUGGCUACAAUGGUGGUCUUCCCGAUGAUGUUCCGAAAGGGCAUUUCGCUGUGUAUGUAGGCGAAAAUAGAAGCCGAUACAUCAUCCCGAUCUCUUGGUUGGGCCACCCGGAGUUUCAGAGCCUGCUGCAGAGGGCUGAGGAGGAGUUCGGGUUUGGCCAUUACAUGGGUUUGACGAUUCCAUGCGAAGAAGUCGUCUUUCGCUCCUUGAUAGAUCAGUAUUGUUGA
This is a messenger RNA of Argentina anserina (silverweed cinquefoil), 333 nucleotides long. Its product is annotated as auxin-responsive protein SAUR50-like. The transcript has a single exon. NCBI's taxonomy places the organism in Eukaryota, Viridiplantae, Streptophyta, Magnoliopsida, Rosales, Rosaceae. Gene Ontology annotation, biological process: response to auxin. The coding region runs from base 1 to 333 and encodes 110 amino acids. The record is from RefSeq and is a predicted model, not a curated record.